Molecule: messenger RNA, 1734 nt
Organism: Triticum turgidum subsp. durum (durum wheat)
Lineage: Eukaryota; Viridiplantae; Streptophyta; Magnoliopsida; Poales; Poaceae
Source: the annotation of a GenBank genome assembly
AUGGAUCCAUCCGUCCAGUCCUUCCAGGAGCAUCUGGAGACCACUCUCAAGGAGCACACCGCCGCGAUCCACGCCUCCAACUCCAAGAUCGACGAUCUCGUGGCUUGGCGCCCCGAUCUCGAGCGGCGCGUCGCCGAUCUGUCCGAUGCGAUGAUGGCACUCCAGCGUGCCCCGCUGCCACCGCCGCCGCCAGAAAGGGCACCCCACCAGGCGCCUUCGUCGAGUCAUCCACCGCCUGCGACAACCGGCACCCACAUCAGGGCCGCGUCUGGCGCGGCAACAAAUCAACAAGGGCCCGAAGGCCACGCCGUCUACAACAUCCCACGGGGGCCAUCGACGGUGUCCUUCCUGACACCGCCACCGCCCCCAGGAAACGGUCCGUACGACGGCCCCCCUUCACCUCCUGCUCUUUCCCCGUUUGCGCACGCGAGCCAGCUGCUCAGCGGCCUCGGCCAAGCGCACCCCUCCAUCCAGUUCCCACAGUUCACGGGUGACAACCCGAAACUAUGGAAAACGCUUUGCGAGGAGUACUUCAAUAUGUUUGCUAUUCUGCCUUCGUUUUGGGUGCCCAUCGCCGCGCUGAAUUUCUCUGGUUCGACGUCCAUCUGGUUGCAAUCCAUUCAGAAGCGGCAUAGUGAUUUUGACUGGGAGUCGUUUACUGCUCUGUUAUGCACCCGUUUUGGCCGUGAUCGGCACCAAACACUGAUCCGUCAGUUUUAUACUAUUCGGCAAACAACUACAGUAGCAGAUUACAUUGAGCAAUUUGAAUCCAAUAUCAAUCACCUCAGUUCAUAUUCUGACACCAUUCAUCCUUUUUACUUUCUCACUCGUUUUGUGGAGGGCCUCCGGAAGGAUAUUCGAGCAGUGGUGUUGGUCCAAAGGCCACCGGACCUGGACACUGCUUGCGCUCUGGCACUACUUCAGGAGGAGGUGGCCGACGGCGCAGCAUCUACCAGCAGGCGCCCACAGGAGACGCCAGCCCGAGCGGGCCUGGCGCUUCCCCUGCCUCCACCAACCGCCCGACCGGAGCCAGCCACAGUGGCCACGACUGAUGUGGAUCGUCGCGGCACUGACGCCGCGCGAGCCGACACAUCCAAAGUCAAAGCUCUUCGGGAUUAUCGCCGCGCUCGGGGAUUAUGCUUCAAGUGCGGCGAGCGCUGGGGACCCGAACACGUCUGCCCAAGCACCAUCCAAUUGCAUGUGGUCGAAGGGAUGCUUGCUCUUUUGGGAGCCGAUUCCAUCAGUGACAAUGAGGGGGACAUCCAGCAAGUCCAUGCCAUCUCACGGCCAGCUCUUGAUGGUGGCGUCUCACCCAAAGCUUUCCAGCUACUAGCCACCAUGCAGAAUAGAGAGGUGUUGAUCUUAGUGGACAGUGGCAGCUCGACUUCUUUCAUCAACAAGAGACUAGCUGAUCAACUUACAGGUUCAAUUCCUCUGCCUCGACCCUCACGGGUUAAGGUAGCUGACGGGGGCGAACUUCUCUGUACAGAGUCCAUACCAUGCUGUCAGUGGUCGUCGCAAGGACUUGAUUUUGUCACUGAUAUGAAGAUCCUACCACUGGGUGUAUACGAUGCUAUCCUUGGCAUGGAUUGGUUGGAGCAGCACAGUCCGAUGUUGACUGGAAGCACAAACAUCUCCAGAUUCCUACACCAAGAGGAUCACUCAUGCACAUCUGUUUGCUAUAUCCUAUCAACAAGGAGCAGGGGCCCAAGCAAACAGAACCGCCGGAGCUGA